AUGAAAAAGUCUAAUAAAUUGAAUAAGACGGAAUAUAGCAUUGCUAUAUUUAAACGGUUUGAUAUAUAUUGGCAAUUGUUAGGAUACAAAACCAAAUAUAAUGCGUAUCUCAUGUAUAUCUAUCAAACGAUAAUAACAAUUGCUGUGACGAUUGGGUUUCCAUUGCAUCUCAAUAUUGGACUACUGUUGGCUCGCAAUCAAGAAGAAUUCUUCAAUAACAUGGCUUUAAAUGUAGCCAGCAUUGCAUGUACCAUUAAAAUUAUUACAUACACAAUGCAUAUUAAUGAAAUGGAAGAACUAACAGAACUAUAUGCAAAACUCGAUGCACGUCUUCAGAAAAACGAUGAAUCCACAUAUUUUCAGUACAAAGUCAAACGUUUCUCUCAUUUUAUGGUUACCAUGUUUAGCACUAGUUACUUUUCAUCAGGCAUUGUUUUAUUAAUUUCGUUGGCACUGGGCGGUAAGAGACGUUUGCUCUGUCCCGCUUGGCUGCCUAUUGAUUGGGAGACCAGUAGUUUCAGUUAUAUUUGUGCUAUUAUAUAUCAAUACAUUGGUCUAUGUAUGCAAACCGUGCAAAAUGUUAUUAACGAUGCUUACAGCCCAGUCGCGUACUGUACACUUGCCGGACAUGUGCAUAUAUUGGCCAUGCGCAUCUCCAAAAUUGGCUACAAUGCCAAAAUGGCAGACGGAAUUAAUGCCACGGAACUACAUGAGUGUUUUGAAGACUACAGCCGUAUUAUGUGUAUACAUCGACGACUGGAACGAAUAGUUUCCAUACCGCUUUUAGUGCAGUUCUUAGCGAAUGCACUCAAUAUCUGCGCUGCACUUGUUUAUCUACUAUUUUUUGCGGACAAUAUAAUCGGCUAUAUAUAUUAUAUAAUGUUUCUGUUUUCGAUUAUUGUGGAAUUAUUUCCGGUUUGUUAUUACGGUAGCCUAAUGGAGGAUGAACUUCGAAAUUUACCUUAUGCACUAUUCACCUGCAAAUGGUUUACCCAAACAAACGUUUUUCGACGCAGUAUUAUUGUCUUUACGCAGAUUUCGUUGCGGAACGUUCCAGCUUUUGCUGGAGGUUUGUUCCGAAUUCAUUUGGACUCUUUUUUCGCUACUUGCAAAAUGGCUUAUUCCUUCUUUACGCUCGUCAUGAGUAUUAAAUAA
Molecule: messenger RNA, 1155 nt
Organism: Teleopsis dalmanni
Lineage: Eukaryota; Metazoa; Arthropoda; Insecta; Diptera; Diopsidae
Product: odorant receptor 33b-like
Exons: 2
Coding region: 1-1155 (384 amino acids)
Biological process (GO): sensory perception of smell; detection of chemical stimulus involved in sensory perception of smell
Cellular component (GO): plasma membrane
Molecular function (GO): olfactory receptor activity; odorant binding
Source: RefSeq, a predicted model, not a curated record